AUGACAUCAAAGCAAACUAAUUCUUAAGAAAAUGAAAAUGCAACAGCAAUGAAUACACCUCUAUUAACGGCUUCAUCAGAUUUAGACUAUUCUUGUGACAUUUACUAGGAUCCAUAAGCCUUAUCAAAUAUGAGAUUUGAUGCGACAUUUAAACUGAUACUUAUAGGAAACAGUGGUGUGGGGAAAUCAUGUAUAAUCAAAAGAAUAGGACAUAACAGAUUUUCAGAGGAGCAUGAGGUAACUAUUGGAGCAGAGUUCACAACAAUAGUGGCUCAUGUUAAUAAGAAAAGUUUUAUCAAACUUUAAUUCUGGGACUCUUGUGGCUAGGAAAGAUUCAACUCUAUUACAAGAAUUUUUUAUAGAGGAUCAUCUUGUGUUUUACUAGUUUAUGAAGUCAAUAAUGCAUCAACAUUAAGAGAUCUAGAAACUAUUUGGAUAAAUGAUAUAUAGAGCAAUUUAAAGGAUGCAUUAAUAAUCCUUGUUGGAAAUAAAGCAGACAUAGAUGAAAACUAAAAAACAAAAUUUAAGCGUUAAGUUACUUAAGAAGAGGGUCUUGAAUUUAUGAAAAGACAUAAUAUAGAUCAUUAUGUUGAGGUAUCAGCAAAAACUGGAUAUGGUAUAAAACCUCUAGUAGAAUAUAUCUCAAAAUAGCUUUAUCAUCACAAUAGGGAUAAUUUAUAUGAAUUUAAGGAAUCCGAAACAGGAUCCUAAGUUUCUUAUAAAAGCAGAAGAUCUUCGAAUUAAUCAAUGCAAAGUGGGGGUAAUCCAUCACCUUUAAGCAAAUAAAUUAGCACAAAUUCUAUAAACAUGACAUCAGCUGGUAAUAGAUAGAGGACACACACAAAUAUGUCAUCAAAAUCAUCAACAAAGUUUUCUAAAAAUGAUGGCCGAUUAAAAGCUCAUAGCGUAAGCAGCCUUAAAAAUGGUAGCUAAGUAGAUAAAAGAAGCUAAUGCUGCUGA
Stylonychia lemnae is the source of this 960-nucleotide messenger RNA. The record is from the annotation of a GenBank genome assembly. Lineage: Eukaryota; Ciliophora; Spirotrichea; Sporadotrichida; Oxytrichidae.